UGUCGUUAAUUUUCUCUUUUUGGGUGUGUUUAUUGCGUGUUUUAUUAGAUAGAACCACUGAAUUUUGUGUUAAAGCGGUAAUAUAAAACCGCUGAACGUUAAGCUUGUUAAUUGUAUCAGUGUUAACGAUGUUACGGCAGUUAUUGGAUACAUUUUGGAGAGAAGAUGUGUGGUUACCGCCGAACACAACUUGGGAGGAUAUUGCUCCAGGACCUGAUAAGGCUGUGGUGUAUACGGACUACAGGCAUUUGCUAGUGCCUUUACCUUUGGCGUUCGUGAUAAUAUUCUUGCGGCAGAUGUUGGAAAAAUACUGGUUUGCACCAUUCGGCAAGUCAUUAGGAAUUAAACACACUAGACCAAAGAGAGCUCCCAAUAACCCAAAAUUGGAGGCAGCAUAUCUAGCGUCACCAAAAAUUAAACACAAGCAGUUGUUUUUGAGCAAGGAUCAGCUAUGCGGGCUUGCCAAGCAACUGGACAUGACAGAGCGGCAAGUGGAGCGAUGGUGGCGCCUGCGCCGGUCGCAGGACAAACCUUCGACCCUGGUGAAGUUCUGCGAGAACAUGUGGCGGUUUACAUUCUAUCUGUACAAUUUCUCGUACGGAUUAUUCGUUUUGUGGGAUAAAGAAUGGCUGUGGGAUAUUGACUAUUGCUAUCUCGGGUAUCCGCACCAGGGCAUCACAAACGACAUCUGGUGGCACUACAUGAUCUCAUCAGCCUUCUACUGGGCGUUAACAUUCUCCCAGUUCUGGGAUGUGAAACAUAAGGACUUCUGGCAGAUGUUCGUCCACCAUAUUGCGACUAUAGCGUUGCUGUCUUUCUCAUGGGUCGUGGAUCUACAUAGAAUUGGAAGUUUGGUGCUAUUGUUUCACGAUUUUGCUGAUAUUUUCUUAGAUGCAGCGAAAGCGGCAAAGUACGCGGCGUACCAGCGAUUAUGCGACACAAUAUUCGCCAUAUUCACCGUGCUGUGGGUCGUCACUAGGCUAGGAUUCUUCCCCUUCUAUAUUAUUUGGAGCACAUCAAUACGCGCCCCGAUGCUCCUGCCAAUGUUCCCAGCGUACUACAUAUUCAACUCAUUACUAUUUCUUCUGCUGGCCCUGCAUAUGGUUUGGACCUGGUUUAUAUUCCAGGUCGCUUAUAAAGCCAUUAAUGCGGGCAAGAUGGAAGGCGACAUCAGAAGCUCUUCUAGUUCAGACAUCAGUGACAGUUCACAUAAUUCUAACCACAGCACACCGAACCGCGUUAACAACAAAAAAGAGACAUAGGGACCGGCGCUUCUCAGCGAAUUCAACUUUGGGGUUCGCGACACGACUAGUACAUAUUACAUGGUUGUAUGACAUGUCACUAUUGACUAACAAAUUAUUAUCACUUUUUUACCUCUCGCGAUUGAUCCGCGUACCAGAGAUGAUUAACUUAAAGGUGUAUUAGGGCAAUUUUGUUGUAUAAAAGGGUUGUUACAAAAGUAUGUACUUAAAAAUCCAUAUAGAUGGAAAUGUAAAAUACUUAAAAUUCAACUUUCAAAUAUGACCUUCGCCUUAAGUGAAGUUUUGCAUUUUAUAUUUGAAAGUGUAAUUUUGUAGUUGCGAAUUUCCAGAAGUGAAAAUAAUUCUAAAAACAUCACUAUUUUUGUGACACCUGUAUAGUUAAGCAAUAAUGGAGACCUAUUUUUGAAUCGAACGGACUUAGACAGAACUUGGCCUCAUUCGCAGUUUGAAAUUAGUAUUAACGAGUGGCAUAAUAAUGUACGUCUUCCAACGAUAUUCGAACGGUUCAAAAAUUUAUCCCCAAGUACAGUCGAGGAAAUUAAUUGUUGACGCAUAUUAACAAUAAGUAUUCAUUCCAUAAUUAAUUUCCAUUGACUGAAACGAGCAUGCCUUAAAUAUGCGAUUAAUUGAAAGGCUGUAAUUUACAACUGGGUUAGUGCUUGAUUAGUCCUGACGUCAUUAUGUAUGAUGAUUUAUAAGAAAUUAUUGGAUGGAACAAAUUUUGCACACGCUGUUCAGAAUGUUUUAAGGAGUUUAGGACUUAAAAAUAUAUAUUCUAUCUGGAAAUGAGAAAUAAAUCGUUGUACAUAAUCGAGAAAUGUAGCAUUCCAAAGAUCAAUCCAAAUCAAUCUUUUUUAACGUAAUUAUUUAAAGAUGUUGAAGACUAAGUUAUUGAAAAAAGCAACUGGAACCAAAUAAUGACGUUUGUAUUAAUAAUACGUCCAGUAUAAUCAAGCAUUAAGUUCAGAAAAGUAAUAUUUUAAGCACGUUAGCUAGUUAGUUACAUUAGAAAACUUAGAUCAACUGCUAUAAGGCGUUACGCAUCGGAACACCGGCCGUGACACGUCUAGAAGUUAUCUCAAUGUUGUUAGUAGCCGAGUUUUUUAGUGUUUUAAACAUUGAAAUUUUUAAUGGCCCAUUUUUAUCUUAGUGUUAGAAAGCGGUGUGAUAUCCUUAAUGUCGUUGAUUUAAGUUAAAAAGUUCACAAUUAUUUAUAUUACUUAUCGUCCUUAUGAGCUUGGGAUUGCUUAAAAUAAUAUUAAAAAAAACACUCCCACAUCGAAGUUUAUCAAAGGUCACGGCCUUUAAAUGCUUAAUUUAAAAUUAUACAGGGGAAUCUGAGAUGUAUGCGAGGUUUUUACAGUGUGACUGCCCCUCAAUAAAGUCAGUUUUACUAUGGGGCCCUUGCGAAAUUGUGAAAAAAAAAAAGCUAUUCCAUACGUUUUUGUGUCGAAUAGGUAUUACGAUAUUUUUCCCCGAUUUUGAAGAGGCGUCCAGUAAACUUAGUGAUGAUAAAUCAAUCUUAAAAACAUUGCAUACAUUUGAGGUCCAACCUGUCUAUCGAUAUUGCGGGGAAGAAGAGGCGUAAAACCAAAGUAUUAAGUUUACAAGUAAAGAAAUAUGUAAACGUUUUCGUUCACAUCAAUGUUUUAAAAUUCCUGAUUCCUACAGUAAACAAAGAUUAUGUAAUUUAUAACCUAAAAUAGGGGAAAUGCGUUUAUGAGAAAUUAGAAGUAUUGUUUACAUAUACGUUAAGGAAAAAAUCUAGAUGCAAACAGCACCUGUAGCAUGAGUUUACUGUGUAGGUAUUCAAUAGCAAUCGUGUCAAAUGUUUGACAAUUUCCUAUGGCAAUUGUACGUCGCCUCUAGCGGCCACAAGAAGAACUAACGUUUUCAAUCACAAAGGUGAGGCCAUACUGUGAGUCACGUUUUUCUGCUUUGUGCCACACGACGACGAAGAAUGAGUUAUCUGCCGACUCGUUCGCACGCAAGUACGAACGAUCUUCAGCCGCACUAUGUGACGUGUUUGUGCGGGUGAACAGAGGGGUGAGGGAAACAUUUAUUGCUGCUUUUCAAGAAUCCUCAAUCCAAAAUAGUUCCUUUAUUAACAUAUUACUGAGAUUUGUUCAGAAAAUUCUAAAUUUUAUUAUGAAUGGGUCACCACGCUUUUCAUUAGUUAAAAUAAUCAAAUGGCAACGUUGAGAUAGUCUACUAUAUGUCAAUUUUAUGCGGCAGACACGUUUCAGUUUUUAUAAACCAAGUUCCUGAUGAAUUAGGUGGUUUUUAGAUAGGCCACUACUUUAUAAAGCCGUCGAUUUAUUGGCAUGUGGUAGUGUUUUACAAAUUGAUCUGGAUAUUCUCAUAAACUUUCAUAUACUAUUUAUGAAACAGCCCACAUUUCAAUCCUUCCAUAUUGAGUGGAUAUACCAGCUCCUUUUUCUUUUUCUAACAUCGUCUAAUUUAUUUUAUUUGUUUAUUUCAGGCCACAUGACCUAUAUAAUAUAUCUUAAGGACUAAAAUACAUGCAAUAUAAUAAAACACUAUUUCUAACUAAUUGCACUUGUCGGCGACGUGUGGCGCAAUCUGGUGUCAGGUAACCGCGGAAUCGCCGCUUGCUUCAUAAAAGCACCCUAUUUGUAAUGAAUCCGGUACACUAUAUGACACAAACGCCUGUACAAACGAUCAAAAGUGACUGAAUAAAAUACGUUCGUUUGGCGUCCCAGUCCAAUUUCAGUCGAACGCAAACUACGACACUCGCAGCUCACUAAAUUCCUACUGGUCUGGCCUCACCCUAAUCAUGGAUCAAUAAUCGAGGACUGGCUAAUCUCCAUACUACAGAUUGUAAUUCUGAAAAAGGUCAAAAUUCCGUCUUUUGUGUUACUAAUUUAUAAAUUAACACUUCAUGAUCCAUAUCGGAAAGCGUUAUUCUUUUAUUUUGUUCAGGAUUCAUCCUAAACGAAAUAAAAGAAUGGCCGGCACAAAAUCGUAAAAAUCUGAAUAAAAAUCUGCUCAAUAAGCGCCAUCUAGUUGAUUUGUUUGUUACUACUAGAAAUUGGAGUCGCUUUGAAAAAUUAAUUCCAAAAAUUGCUGUUUGAUACUCAUCGCGAAUGAGAUACCCGACUGCGCUGUGGUGUACCGCGAUUAGCAGUCCUUUUAAUUAUUGAUCCAUGUCUUAAAUAUUUUACGCGGCGCUUGCGACGAUCGACACUGUUAACACAAUAUGUAGGUACACGAUGGAUGGAUUUAAAUUUUAAAAUUUAUGUCAUGUUAACAUGACUUGACAGUUUUUUGAACAGUAAUAAAGUCGAGAAUCGAUUUACAAUGUGGUUAAAAUUUGUUUGCUCGGGACCAUCUAGUUGAAAUUAGUUGGUUUUAAUAUAUCGUAAAGUAUUUAUUAUUAUAGUGGUUGGUUCACACUUCUGCAUUUAUUUUAAACGUUUACUGUAUUCUACAAAUUAACUUAGGAGAUAAAAGGUUUGAAAAUUACAAUCUUAUGAUGACAGUUUUUUGACAAGCUGUGAAUGGCGUGUCACGGGUUAUUUUACGAGAUUGCAAAAUGCAAACGUUUCUUUAUUUGUGUAUAAUGGUAAAAUUUAUUAUGUAUUCAGUAAGGUGGAACUUUCACUCGAUCCUAAUGUUAAUCAUAUUGUUAUAUGAUAAUAAUAUUACCUUUAGAUAGCGUAAUAAUUGAUAGUUAGUGCCUACACUUGUGUAAGUUUUACACCAAAUAAUAAAUUAAAGGCUUACGGCUUAAUAUUCUAAGUGCUUACGGUAAAACAAAAGUGUACAUUGAUGUAUUUUGAAAGUGCAAUAUGUUUUUUGGUAUGGCUGAACUUUAAUAACGUUUCUUAAUAAGAUUACUGUUACAUUUAUUACAUAGAAUAAAUAUAACGAUAAGUGUAAAGAUACAAUUAUUUGCGUUUAUUUUAUUACGUAAUCCAUCCAUAUCAUUUAAACAUAGUGUAUGAUAAAUUGCACAUAAUACUAUGCCUAAUGAAUAAUUUUAUUUUAUUUUAUUUGAAGCGAGAGUACGCCCCAAAGAUGCUUAUCUUAGAAUUUAUGUUGUACAGAAUUUGUGCACUAAGAUACCUUUCCUCUUUUAUUUUUAAGAUAAUUCUCAUUACUUGGAAAAUUCCAUUUUUAUAUUUGAUUGUUUGAAAAUUUACUAAAAUUUUGUUCCUCUAUAUUGUUUGUUAAUUAUUGUGUACGUUGUUAUAAUUUUAGUUGCUGGUAUUUGAGGAUUCGUUAUCCAAAUAUCGUAUAAAAUCGUCGUGUUGUUUAGACCCAUUUAUUUCUUGCACGGCAAUAUUUUUAAAUUAUUUGCGUAAGGUAAUGCAUUUCUUUACAAAUUGAAUCACAAAUUGUAAACAUUUUUCAAAUCUCUAUAAGAUAAUUUUGUGCCUUUCUCGUGCAUUAAUUGUAAUGCGUGGAAGUACACUAUACAUAAUAGUUAAAGUACACUACAAUUUAGUUAUAGUCAAUUUGGACGUGUAAUGAUUCAGACUUGAAAUGGGUUUGUUAUUGUUGAUCUCUAAGACUCUAGACUGACUGCAUUUCAACUACCCUCCGACUGCAAGUUUGCAUUUAGAAUGCAGUUCAAAUGCAAUUGGUUCAACUGCUCGUCGACCGUGCAGCCCGAUUGCAGUCGGUGUGCAGUUGGUAUGCAGUCUGUCGGUCUAGAGCCUAAUUCUUUAUCGCAUUUUUCUGAUAAUGAGAACAAAUUAUUUUUGAACACAGUAUGCACUAUUUUUUAAAGAUUGUUUUGUCUUAUGGUUACUUGUUUUAGUGUAUAAGCUAGUUCGUUAAGUUAUAGCAAUUUUUGCCACAUUUUGACCCUUUAAGCACAUUAUAUUUUACUUUUUUUAAAAGUUUAGACACAAAAUUUUAUAUCCACACUAAGUCACAAAACCAGUGCUAAAAUUGUCACUUUGUGGGUAAUAUUGUUAAAAUUUAAAAUGUUUUACAAUGUUUAGUAUAUAUUUAUCAUUAUAACUGAUACCUAUGUUUGUGAUGUAAAGCGUGUACAUAAC
This is a messenger RNA of Hyposmocoma kahamanoa, 6292 nucleotides long. Its product is annotated as ceramide synthase 5-like. The coding region runs from base 129 to 1262 and encodes 377 amino acids. Lineage: Eukaryota; Metazoa; Arthropoda; Insecta; Lepidoptera; Cosmopterigidae. Gene Ontology annotation, cellular component: membrane. The transcript has 9 exons. Gene Ontology annotation, molecular function: sphingosine N-acyltransferase activity; DNA binding. The record is from RefSeq and is a predicted model, not a curated record. Gene Ontology annotation, biological process: ceramide biosynthetic process.